Molecule: messenger RNA, 1761 nt
Organism: Penicillium atrosanguineum
Lineage: Eukaryota; Fungi; Ascomycota; Eurotiomycetes; Eurotiales; Aspergillaceae
Product: FAD-binding oxidoreductase
Exons: 1
Coding region: 1-1761 (586 amino acids)
Molecular function (GO): FAD binding; oxidoreductase activity
Source: RefSeq, a predicted model, not a curated record
AUGGUCAAUUGGACCUCUUUCGUCUUUUUGUUUUCCCUUGGCCUGGUGGCUGCCUCUGACCCUGGUUACGAUUGUCGACCCGGUCAAAAAUGUUGGCCCUCCAUACGCGAAUGGCAACAAUUCAACGCCAGUAUUAAUGGACAUCUCUAUGAAACAGUUCCCAUUGCCGCUCCCUGUUACAAGAACUCACCCUAUUAUGACGAGGCUGCCUGCAAAGUUGUCGAGGACUACUACGGUGACAGUGUUGCUCGUGGAGAGCACUUCGGGCAAACCUACUGGUUGAACUGGGAGACCUGUCGCAAUUCCGGAUGCACUCUUCUUGAGACCAACCCGGAAGAGACUAUAUUCCCUACAUGCUCUAUUGGGAGACUGGCAUCCUAUUAUGUCGAUAUUCGCGAACCAUCCCACAUCUCCGCUGCGCUCAAGUUUGCAAAGACCCAUAACAUCCGCAUCAGUAUCAAAAAUACGGGUCAUGAUUACUACGGGCGAUCCUCAGUGCCAAACACCCUUGCCAUCUGGACUCACAACCUCGAUACCCUUAAAUUCUACUCCAACUUCACCGCCAGCAAGUGUCCCUCCGCAAAUGGACCAAAUGUUGGAGAACUUGGAGCCGGUAUCAUUGCAGGUGAUGCCUAUCGAUUCUUCAGUGGCCAUGGCAUGGAUAUCACCGGAGGAUAUGAGCAGUCAGUUGGCCUGGCCGGUGGAUUCGGUCAAGGAGGAGGUGUCGGGUCGUUUACAACGACCUACGGUUUGAUGGUCGACAAUGCCGUGGAAUUCGAAGUGGUAACUGCCGACGGAGAGCUGCGCACUAUUAACCAGUGUAAUGACCCAGAGCUUUUCUGGGCUAUGCGUGGGGGAGGAGGCGGCACUUAUGCCAUCCUCACAAAGUAUCGCGUCCAAGUGUACCCCUCGCUACCAAUUCAUACCUACACCUUUACCGCCAAUUUUACAGGCGUCGAUUACAACUCCGAUGCGAUGAAGAAUGUCGCUCUUCGCGAGAUCAUGACAGCUCAUGCGCAGAAUCAAAUUGACUGGUCAGCCCAAUUAAUAACUGGGCAGAUUGAGUACUUCCCGGAGAAGUUCACAGUCGGCCUGGUGCUCGUCUAUGGAGACGAUGGCUCCAAGUUGAAGUCUGCUACAGCCUCCUUUGCCAAGUUCCUAAGCAACAGAACGGAUCUUUCUGUUUCAGAAAACAGCUAUAACUAUUACGCCGACUAUGCAAGCUUUCUCUCCGUCACUGCUGCCGAUGCCAAGGUCACUGAGCCGUCUGGCAUUUACUCUCUGCUUGCCUCCCGACUCAUUCCUCGCAAAGUUUUCACUGCUCCUGACAGCAUUGAUGAGCUGGUUGAUGGAGUAUUACAUGGCAUUGCGGUGUCUAGAAGUCUCCUCAAUCUGACAGGAACCCAGGUCGUCCCAGAGACUCCCGUCACCAAUCUUGAUAGCAACCAAGCAUCAUCUGCGAACCCAGCCUGGCGCGAUGCCCUUUGGCAUGUGAUUCAUGCUGGAGAAUGGUUGGAGCCCUUGGAGGAUGAUGUGCUGCAGAAGACCACCAAUGGAUUCCUGCAAAUGUUGGAACCCUUGAAGAAAUUGAGUCCUGGCGGCGGAGUGUACCUCAACGAAGCGCACUAUCUGGAGCCGGACUGGCAGCAAACCUACUUCGGGUCUCACUACCCCAAGCUUUUGGAAGUGAAGAACAAGUAUGACCCUACUCAUAUCUUUGAUUGCUACAAGUGUGUUGGUUGGAGGGGCGAAGAAGAGUGA